Erigeron canadensis is the source of this 300-nucleotide messenger RNA. RefSeq lists its product as uncharacterized. The record is from RefSeq and is a predicted model, not a curated record. Bases 1 to 195 code for a protein of 64 amino acids. The transcript has 2 exons. Lineage: Eukaryota; Viridiplantae; Streptophyta; Magnoliopsida; Asterales; Asteraceae.
AUGGUGUUUUGGUCGUACCCACCAACUAAAAAACAACUAAAAGGCAGCGCCGUCGUGUUCAUCGCCGGUGCCACACUCUUCGCCGCCGGUGCUUACUUGUCGUUUGUUAACAUAGCCCCUCAACAAGCUCGUGCCAAAGCUCGCUCUGAUUACGUCAAAUCCCGCCUUCGCAAACUUCUGCAAGACGAUAAUUAAAUUCCAUCUUUUCUCCUUUUUAUUUUCUAGAUAGCAUAGCAGAGUGUAUUGUUUAUUUAGACCUUUUAGUAUCUGAUAAUGACAAUUAUAUUUUGAGGGUUGAUC